UAUCGCUGCCUCCGCCGGACUACCACUCCCAGCGUGCACCGCGCCCGCCGCCGCCGGUACCGACGGGGUCAGCCGCUCGCGACUGGGACCGAGAGCGAGCCGGGACACGAACACGGCCUCAUUUCUUGCCAGGGACUGCUCCCGGGCAGCGCCGUCGCUCCCGCUGCCCGCUCGGGCCCGCUAGGGUGUGAGGGGGCGCGGGGCAGGCCGGGAAGGGCGCGGGGCAGGCCGGGAGUGCCCCGGCACUCGGCGAGGGGCAGCGGCAUCGACACCGACGCCAGCACCGACACCGGCGGGAUGUGGUACGAGAUCCUGCCUGGCAUGGCCAUCAUGGGCGUCUGCCUCACCAUCCCCGGCAUAGCCACCAUCUUCAUGCACCGCUUGUCUAACGGCGGCAAGGAGAAGAGGAUCGCCCGCUAUCCCUUCGAGUGGACGCUGCUGGAAAGGGACCGGCGGCUGUCGGCUGUCAACAAGCACUACGUGUCCAAGGGUCUGGAGAACAUAAACUAAGGUGUCAACGCUUUGAAAAAUUCAUCUAUCUAUAGAAAAUGAUUUAACUUUUGAAUAAAGCUAUACAUGUGUUCA
Messenger RNA from Melospiza melodia melodia, 585 nucleotides. RefSeq names its product NADH:ubiquinone oxidoreductase subunit A1 (gene NDUFA1). The transcript has 3 exons. The record is from RefSeq and is a predicted model, not a curated record. The annotation marks the transcript as partial. NCBI's taxonomy places the organism in Eukaryota, Metazoa, Chordata, Aves, Passeriformes, Passerellidae.